Molecule: messenger RNA, 4515 nt
Organism: Pieris napi
Lineage: Eukaryota; Metazoa; Arthropoda; Insecta; Lepidoptera; Pieridae
Gene: Patr-1
Product: general transcriptional corepressor trfA
Exons: 17
Coding region: 114-2993 (959 amino acids)
Biological process (GO): P-body assembly; deadenylation-dependent decapping of nuclear-transcribed mRNA
Cellular component (GO): P-body
Molecular function (GO): RNA binding
Source: RefSeq, a predicted model, not a curated record
UUAUAUGCUGUUUCCGGACGUAACAUCGACGAUGGCGCCAUAGCUGUUGCGAGUUGCGACACAAUAGCGUGACAAGUCAUGUCAUUUUUGCCCAUGAUACAUGAAAAAAUCCAAUGGCAGAUUCUUUUUUCGGGUUCGAUACUUCGUCAUCGAACUUAAAUGACGACUGUGGUGCAGAACCUUCGGAGGAGGAGUAUGAUGCUCUUAACAAUGAGACCUUUGGACAUGAUGAUGAUCUCGAUUGGGAGGUGGAACAUGAGCAACACGCAAACCAGGUGGAGAGCAGUAGGCGUCAAAAUGCUAUGGAUGAGGCUGAUUCAAGACUCGAAGCAUCAUUAUCUCAGCUAGUGUUGGAUGAUGGUGAUGUGCAGCCAAGAACAUCUCUUGGCUCCAGUGUGUGGAGACAUGACUUCUUUCCUACACCACCUGUGGCUGCGGCUCCACCUCUUAAGAAUGUUUGUACAGUGGAGGAACUGGAAAGGCAAUUGCGACAAAAUCAACCGCCUCAAAAUUACAACCAAAAUUACUUUCAGCCAAGGUUUCCACCGGUUAUUUUACAAAGACCACCCGGACUACAAGCACCGGUUUCAUUACCUUUCGCGCCACAACAACCAAUUGGUCAUAAUCUGAACCAAAUGAAUAAAGCUAUGGGUCAAAAUCUACCCAACAACCAGCUAAUGAACCAUUUACCACAAAACAUGAAUUUGGGACAGAGCAAGUUGAACCAAUUUCUGCAAAACAACCAAUUUCAAAAUGUGGGACAUGGUAUCAUUAACCAAAUGCCACAAAAUAUGAACCAGAUGGGUCAGAAUGUCAACCAGAUGGGUCAGAAUGUAAACCAGAUGGGUCAGAAUGUCAACCAGAUGAGUCAGAAUGCCAACCAGAUGGGUCAGAAUGCCAACCAAAUGGGACAAAUGCAUUUAAACCAAUUUCCAAAUUUAAAUCAAAAUCAGAUGCCACAAAAUUUUAAUCAAAUGGGACAAAUGAAUCACAUAGGACAAAACCAAAAUUUGAAUCAAAUACAUAAUGUCCCUAUGAACCAAAAUUCUAAUCAAAAUAAUCAGAUGGGUCCGAACUCCCAUCAAAUGGGUCAAAACUCCCAUCAGAUGGGUCAAAAUGCCAAUCAGAUGAUGCCAAAUGGGAAUUUUGGCGGAAAUUUUCACAAUAUGAUGGGAAACCCAAGAAUGAUGGGACCACCUCCCGGUAUGGGAAUGCCGAGGCAGAAUUUUAACUCAAACGCUAAUCAAUUUAAUCAGAAUUUUCGGGCCCCACCACCAAAACCCGAACAGAUAAAAGCUAAACAAAACCAAUCCCAAUCACCGAAAAAGCGUCCGGAACCAAAAAUUAAAAGUCAAGUUUACAAUAAUUCCCAAAAGCUGACGUCACAGAAUUUGGUUGAAAUGAUUCAAAAUACGCAUCCGAUGUUGAUGUAUAACAGUUUUCACAACGCGAGCCAUCAUCCAAUGCUGGGAAGGAAUUUUAACAACAUAAUCCACCCGAUGUUGGGACAGCGGAAUGGUGGAUAUAACCUCAGCCAAGACUCCACCAGCGACGACGGAAGUACGUCCAGCGAUGUGGACGAAUACGCGGGCUUGAUGACGCAACGCGAGAAACAAUGGCUCAUUAAUAUACAAAUGUUGCAACUUAAUACGGGAACACCCUAUAUACACGACUUUUAUUAUACGGUGUUCUUAGAGAGAAAAGCGAACAAAGAGAAAGCCGGUAUCAAGGAAGCGCACAAGGCCAACCAACAGAACCAUCCAUUCUAUAGUGGAGGUGUUAAACAAGAAGACAACCAUAGACACAGAGAGAGACACAACUCACACAGACACAACUCGACAAGUGAAGACCAGACAAGGACAUAUGUGCCGCUGCAGUUUGAGAACUCUUUGGGGAAACUACAGUGCGGCAGUGUAACAGCCCCACGUAAGAUCAUCGACGUCGAGGUAGUGGGUUCGGAACCAGCUGGGUCACGAUUGUCACGAGCACCCAGUGUUGCUAGCUCCACUCAUCCGUCUGAGAUACCUCGUGAGAUGAAAAGAACGAAACAGCUUCUAUUGGACAUCGAAGCUUUAUACCUUAUUUUGUUGAGGCUGGAGGAACUGAAUGAUCCGUUGGCGAUAUCUAAUGCCCUCAUAUUAAAGGAAAGAGAAGAGAAGCAGAAGCAACUAGAAGCAGCGCAGAAAGAGUCUGAAGUGCAGGAGGAUGAUUCGAAUGUAUUCUUAAAGAAUAUAGAGUCGGUGCAACGAAGGCCUAAACAGGACAGUCCUAAGAGUGAUUGUGUGGAUAAAAGACAGGUAGUGAAUCUGGCGAUAAAUCAGAAGCCAGUUCCCGUGAAGAAUCUGUUGGAUGAGGACAGAGAUGAAUUACUCAGCAAAAUGUUCACCGGGUUAUUGUACGGAGACAGACUGUCUCAGAUGUUGACUGUGAGAAAGGGACGGGUUCUUGUCACCCGUUUCAUCACACGGGUACCGGCGACACAUUCGCGACUUCGCUUCCUCUGGUGCCGUAUGUUACGCGCUCUGCCUUCCACAAGAUGCAGGUUCGACUCCCGGGUGGCUGAAUUGUCGGAACAUUAUCGCAAAUACAUACAAAACAGUUCAGCAUGGAUAGCAGUGUUGGAGUGUUGUGGGAUUAUCGCUGAAACUCUGGAUCCCGCUAGGACCCCGUAUGCGCUUACUAAUCCUUUAACUCUGAGCUGCGUUUGCGCAUUAGCCGAAAAGGCAAUGGUCCUCUCGAACACGCCAGAAGCGACAUCCAGCGAACGGCAGUGGUUCAAAUUUCUCAAAACUGUCGCGAGAGCGCUCAAAAAUACAACUUUGAAUGUGGCAAAACCGGUUUCGCCACUGUCAGAGACCAAGCUGCUGCAUCAUAUCAAGCAGCUGGAAUCCAGAAGUACCAUAGAGAUACUCCAAAGAGGUAAAAGGGCGUCCGAUUUCGCGGAUUUGACGAAAAAUGACGUUUCCGAGCUUUUAAUAAGGUUUUUGUGCUAGGCGUAUAAAAUGGCGGUAUUUUCAUACUAUUUCCAUUUUGAAUGUUUGAGGUUCAAAUUUCGAUGAAACGUUUGGCAGAAUUUGGAGAAGAAUGAAUUGUAAAAUGCUUGACGAAAUCGUAUUGUCUCACUCUAACACUUAUAUUUGCUAUUGUUGUGAGUGGGACAGCAUUACACCGUUUAUACUAAAUCCACCACGCUAUUUCCAAUAUUCGGUACCCAAAAGGCUAUGUUUACACGUAUGGCGUAUACGUAAAUAGCUGACACAAAAUCUCCUAUAGAAACUUCAUAAUACAUAUGUAUUAUAAACCGCGACACAAAAAUGUGUAAUGGAACCCGCAAACGGUUAAAAUAUACCCCAAGUUAAAUCAUAUGUCAAUAAUGACAGACGUCAUUCUGGAAAAUAACAAGUUUCUUUGUCAAUGUCAUGUCAUAAAAUUCAAAACCCUUUUAAAGCCAGCUAAAGAGUUCAAAGUUCAUUAAAAUUUUCUCAAAAAUUAGUUUUUGACAGACAGUUUUUUACAAUACAGUUUUGACGUCUCUUUCUGUCAUAAUAUUUACGCUUUGAUGGAAAGAGACAAGAUUAUUUCAGAUAACUUCUAACGAAACUCUUCUGUCUCUUUUCAUUACAGCUUAUUUGAUAGAGACGGAAGAGUGUUUAGUUUUUUUAUAUUAUUAUAAUCGCGUGGUGGAUUAAACGGACUCCGAACUAAGAUAGGUGGAAUUGGGCAAGCUUUAGCACAAAUAUUCGAUUUAAAUUAUUUUUAUUGCUUGUAAAUUACGCGAAAUUGUAAAUAUGCUCGGUUCCACAUUUGCCCGAUGUCUCUCUCGUUUAUUAGGGUUUAGAGAGGGAGGGAUAUAUUGUCGUUCUCAUAUUAGUUUGGAAGAAUGACAGGUGCGGUCACACUGGAUUUUAUUAUUGGAAAUAAACGGUUUUUACAUUUUUGCCCAAAAUUUAAAUUUGAGGGUACUUUAUUCAGUGUGGUCACACCGAAACGCUUUUUUAAUAAUGGCAAUUUGAAUUUUAACGGUGUUGACAGUUUAUCAUGAGCAAUUGCAACCGCAAAUCACAAAACGUUAGAAUGGAACAUCACUUAGGCCUAUCACUGGCAACACCGAAUAGUGAUGCGGCGAUAAGUCCGUCGAUUUUAUCGAUAGAUUUAUAAUUUAUUUUAAUCCAUUUAUUUAUGUAAAUAUUAAGAAAAUAAAUUUUACCCCUAGAUUUAGUUAGCUUAUGUUACGAAGUAAACAAAUAUGAAAAUUCGCUUUUUUAUUAGUGUAAUAAAUCCAUUGAAUUUUUGAAACAUGGAACAAUAAUAUGUUUAAGGUCCAUAAAAAAUUCAUGGAAACAAAAAAAACCGGUGGAUUGACCUUUUCGCUUUUCUAGACUGUGAUCGAUAGCUUUUUUUACAGAAUCGAUAUUUCUUAGAUUUUAAUUUGUUAUAUAAGCGCAUGGUAUAAUAUUAAAUGGUCUGACGCUCUCUAUUUAACUAAAAUUGGACUGUGUAUAGCAGAUUUGUCAA